UGCGCAGUAGGACUGUUUCCAUAGCGCCGCUCCGACCUGCUGAGCGAGUUGAUUCUUCAACUUCUGAUUCACGUCCUUCGGGGACACAAGUAAUAGGACGUCGGGUGGUUUUAAUUGUCUAUACCGGGUGUUUUCCGAUCGCGUUGUUCGGAAAGUGUUUUUUCUCCAACAUGAGCCUUUUUCUUCGGAGAGCACGCGCUCUACUGAUAAACUAAUCAUUUGGGUCGGACUAAUUGAACAGGAGCAUAUUGUUUUUACCGCAUGGCCACUUUCUUUCAACGGCAAAUAUGAACUGCUUCAGCCAAAAGCUGAGACGCACAGCUCCCAUGCGCGGUAACAGUAGAAUGGAGCUGGUGCCCUCCAGGCCCCCCAGGAUGAACGGAUGGUCGUGGCCCCCUCAGGCUUUACAAGUGGUCGGCUGGCUGGUGUUAAGCUACCUCGCCAUAGUCAGCUUUGGCGUGUACAUCCCUCUUCUGCCUCUGCCAUGGAAGCCUGUGGUCUAUGCUCUGACUGGAAUUGCUUUUAUUGUACACGUUUUUGCCCAUAUUGCUGUUUUAACAAUAGACCCGGCGGAUGUCAAUGUGAGGGCCAAACAGAGCUAUUCCAGUCCAAUGGCGCUUUUUGACAGGUCGAAGCAAACGCACGUCAUCCAGGACCUACACUGUUAUCUAUGUGAUGUCAGGGUCGGCCCUAAAGUGAAACACUGUGGCGUUUGCAACAAGUGUGUGGAGGACUUUGAUCACCAUUGCAAAUGGCUGAACACCUGUGUGGGAGGCAGAAACUACCGGUGCUUCUUUGUGGCACUGUGUUCUGCCAUGCUGGGCAUCCUGCUGCUUGUUGUUGUCAUUUUAUUCAUAUUCAUUCAGCACUACCUGGAUCCAAACAGCCUGCGGACCGCCCCGCAGUUUGACAGUCUAAUGGGGAAUGGCACCUGGCUGGUGUUUUUACCCAUAGCACCCUUAAAGACCGGUUCAGCAGGUCUCCUUAUAUUAGCGUUCAUCACAGCCAUGCUGAGCAUCACCUCCAUGCUGCUACUCGGCCAUCUGCUGGCCUUCCACUUUUACCUCUUUUGUAAAGGCAUAAGCACAUAUGAUUAUAUAAAGAGGCAGCGACAAAAGGAAGCCAGGAACAUUGAAACAGGAAAUCACCAAGAUGCCAAAAUCACUAGCCAGGACCGACAGAAUCAAGAAACUUCAAUCGACUGUGAGCCAGCAUUAUCGCAUAGUUCAGGUACCUGCAAAUUUGACAACGAAGGCCCACUCACAAGCCGACUUUCAGAGUCGAUUUGCACUGAGGUGGAACACUUUAAUAAAUCAGCAGAUAAAGAGAAUAGCUUCCAAUAUGGCACAGAAAGUCUCACAAACAACACAGCAAUGAGCGAUUACAAAAGCUGCAAGCUGGACACUGAAGAGGCUCGGACCGCAAGUGAGAAGUCUGGUCAGCCUGUCCCCGGAGUGCAGGACCCUUUGGGAAGCUCCGUUAUGACCCCAAAUGACACUUAGCAGUUAGUAAUGUUUGCACGGUGGUGCAUCAGGAGAAUCUUUUCAGAAGAUAUGCCUCAUGAAACUGAGCCACAGGACCAUGGAGCAUUGUUGAUAAGGACAGAGUUGGACUGAACUCCACAGUUUGAUCCUGAGGCAGGUUCUUCAUCCAAUGGACAUUUUGCAUGCAGAUGGAAUAGCUGUGGCUCUGUCAUAGUGUUUUGUGCCUUUCUUUCCAUUUUAUCGCACUAGUUUUUUAACGAUUGAAUUAUUUAAAGCAUUGUUUUAUCUCACUUAUGUGUAUAAAAGGUCAAAGUCCAGCCCCAAUUCCAUGCUAGCCUCUGCUCUGCUAACGUUAGUCAGAUAGCUGGAAGUCUUGUCAUUUUAGCUGAUGGCCAAAAGUGAAGCCUUUUAUGGCAAAAGGCAUCGGCAUUUGUUUUUUUAUACCUUCAUGUUUAUAUUUUAUUCAAGAAUUUGAAGAAAGGACAGUACCAGCCCAUUACGAGUGGCUUCUAAAUUUUCUUUGUUAUUUUUCCAUUCGUGAGCUGUCACAUAUUGGCACCACUAGAUGUUACAACCAUCCCUUAAUGUUUAGGGGAACACAAAUGGUGCGUUUCCACCGAGCAGUACGGUUCGGGUCGGGUCGGUACCCUUUUAUUUGUGUCUCCACUGAGAAAAGUACCAAAAAUCCGCACCGUACCGUACCACUUUUUGGGUACCCUUCCGUUGGGGCACAGUUGUUUGGUACUAAAGGGUAGAGCAAGUGACGUUACCACUACUUUCUGGAAUACACCACGCCUAUUAAGUCAGGGUACUGUUGGCGGUGGAAACGCUCACCAAAUCAUGGUUAACAGACCCGACCCGUACCGACCCGACCCGUACCCUACCGUCCGGUGGAAACGCACCAAAAGAGUCCAAAAAUGGGACUGACACAGAAUAGAAAAAGGCUACCAAAGCACUCGCAGUUUAACAAUGACUAACGUUUAUUAACAGAUGAAAAGAACAAAAAACAGAACGUACCUUUACUAGCCAUGUACAGGAAAUACGUUGUGCAAAAGUAAUGGCUUUUUUUUCUUCGACAACGUCACCACAACUUUCAAAAGCAACAGCAUCAAGAGUUUGGGAGAGCUGUAUCAUGAUGCAAUGAAAGAAUCAGUUAAUAUCCAACAGAGAGAAGCAACAACAGUCACACGAGCUAAAGAGGGAGAUGGAACAGAAUCUCCACAGUUUUGGUGAUACAGGUACCGUGAAAAGGGCCUCGAAUAGAAGGGGGACCUUUUGCAUUUUGUUUUCAUCUAACUACCAUGUUUCAGAGUGGGUUGGCUCUGAUGUGAUCUAUCAUAAUUGAGAGAAUAUUGUACAAUAUAAUUUUGUAUGUGGCUUCAAUAUAACCUUGCUCCACUAACUGAGAUGUCAUUUUCAGUAAUUAAAUCCCACACAAUAAUAUAAAGAUGGUCAUGGAGCGCAUGUAUGGGGACAGUACUGCAUGCAUUUUGGGUAACAUUUGGCCAACACGUUUUGGUUAGCAAUCCAUUGUAAUAUAAAUGCAAGAAUCCUUUUUUAUGUGCUAUAGUUCCUGCAAGGAAGAAAAUAUUGCAAAGAAAUAUCAGAAGCCCGAAGCCAAACAGUGAUGUUUGCCAAUGAGAAAGUCCUAGUGGGGUGAUGGCUGCUAUUAACCACACGGUGGCGCACGUGAAGCAGCUAGAAAUUACUAUGACUAUGUCAUCAAGUGAUUUCAGUUAAGCAACUUUUUUAAAAUUAUGAUACAAGCUCUCUCUUCUCCGAUAGACAUAUAGUAGUAUGGUAUAUAUCUAAGAGCUGAGUAUGAAUAUAUGAUCUAUCAGCAAGGGUAGAGUUUACAUAAUGUCCACCCAUGUCCAUCCAUUGGGCUACAUGGUUAUGUAAUACAUUCACACGCUGGAACUCAGCAAGCAAGAUUCAGGGGGAAACCAUCCCUUUGGCCGACAGAGAGCCUCCUCGCAAUGAAAACGAGGUCCUUUAGGGUCCAUUUAACCGCAGCCAAUGUUCAAGGUGCACUAAUCAUAUAAAAACAUUUUUAUGGCUUCUGUAUGUGACCAUUGGCCACUCAUUUCCUCCCUCCUUUUCU
This is a messenger RNA of Pungitius pungitius (ninespine stickleback), 3588 nucleotides long. It is a transcript of the gene zdhhc11, whose product is annotated as zinc finger DHHC-type containing 11. Gene Ontology annotation, biological process: peptidyl-L-cysteine S-palmitoylation; protein targeting to membrane. The coding region runs from base 288 to 1502 and encodes 404 amino acids. The record is from RefSeq and is a predicted model, not a curated record. Gene Ontology annotation, molecular function: protein-cysteine S-palmitoyltransferase activity. Gene Ontology annotation, cellular component: Golgi apparatus; endoplasmic reticulum. The transcript has 11 exons. Lineage: Eukaryota; Metazoa; Chordata; Actinopteri; Perciformes; Gasterosteidae.